This is a messenger RNA of Felis catus (domestic cat), 2516 nucleotides long. RefSeq names its product pejvakin (gene PJVK). Gene Ontology annotation, cellular component: cytoplasm. NCBI's taxonomy places the organism in Eukaryota, Metazoa, Chordata, Mammalia, Carnivora, Felidae. Gene Ontology annotation, biological process: programmed cell death. The record is from RefSeq and is a predicted model, not a curated record. The transcript has 6 exons. The coding region runs from base 1427 to 2008 and encodes 193 amino acids.
CCGCCCCUGAGGGCUUCGGUGGGCUCUCCCGAUUCGAGGCCUGCCUGGAGGAGCUUUCAGGAAUGUCCGGAGACCCCCUCCCGCCGGGUAGUCUCCAUUGUCUCUAGGCUUUCGUCUGGAGAGGAAUGCGGGGCCGGCGAAUUUGAGCAAGGCCCUUUAGGUGUAAACGAAGGCUUUUGUGUGGGCUCCAAUUAAAUGCUGUUUCUGCACACCUGUGUUGCUAGUCGUUAAUUGCGAUUGCCUGGGAUGCACCGCCUUUGGUGGAGAUCAGAGAGCGAUGGUGGAAGUGUCGCUUAGGGGUUUGCUAGGCACUUGGGAAAUGACUCCCUGUGCUUUCUCUGUGUUGAAGAUUGCACUAUGCUUUUCACACAAAGGGACAUUAUUAAAAACUUUUUCUUUUUGGUUUUGGUGGGUUUUUGUUUGUUUUUUGGUUACAUGUGAGCCCUGGAUGCUUGAAAGCAAAUGAAAAGUGUUUAGGAUCUAAUCAAAUUGAUUUAUAUUAUUUGAGGCUUGAAUUAAGUCUAUUCUGUCUUCCACUAUCCCCUCUGUAUAUGUAUGUAUAGUGAUUACUACUACUGUUAGGUUUUAAUGAGUAUCUUACCAUAAAUAUACAUAGCCACUAUUUCAAAAUAUAUUAACAUCCACAAAAUUAGGGCAAUAUAAUAUUUCAGCACUCAGAUUUGUUCCUAAAACUUACUUUUCGCCAUGAUAUCCUAAGCCCAAACUUUAUUCAGCUCUCUUUAAGGGUUGAGUAACAGAUAAUGAUGAUGAAACAAAAUAAACGCAGUGCUAUUUCAGAGUUGUCUAUGUGCCAGCUACAGAGUGAGAAACUCCUAAGUUGUAGUUUCUAGUUAUUUAUAUACGUGUUAGAAUUCUAGUUAUUUAUGCAUAUGUUAUAUAUAUUUGUACAUAUAUUUAUGCAUAUAUACAAAUAACAAACUUUCAUUUGUUAUUUCUUAGUUGUCUGCAUACGGUUGCUUCCCUAUAUUCAAUGAAUUUAUAUUAAUUACUUGGUUUUGUAGCAUACAAGAAAGAAAAGGAGUGAACUGUAUACCAUAAGGAUUCAAAAUAGCACCUUACUAUUGCCAACAUUGGCAUGGCAAACUUGUGAAGGAAUUCCCUUUGGACUAGGUCCACUAAAAAUGGUGUCCAGGGCUAAGGUAUUUCAUCUUAUCAGUUACUGAAUUAUGAAGAUGAAUCAGAUGUUUCACUCUAUGGAAGGCGAGGCAACCAUAUUGUGAAUGAUGUUGGGAUUAAUGUCACUGGAUCAGAUUCUGUUGCAGUGAAAGCUUCAUUUGGUGUGGUGACCAAACAUGAAGUGGAAGUGUCGACAUUACUCAAGGAAAUUACUACACGAAAAAUUAACUUUGACCACAGCUUGAUACGUCAGACAAAAAGCAGCAGAAAGGCAGUAUUGUGUGUGGUCAUGGAAAGCAUUCGAACCACACGACAGUGCUCGCUGUCUGUGCAUGCUGGAAUUCGUGGGGAAGCCAUGCGGUUUCAUUUUAUGGAUGAACAGAAUCCCAAGGGAAGGGACAAAGCUAUUGUUUUUCCAGCACACACAACCAUAGCUUUCAGUGUUUUUGAACUCUUCGUUUACUUGGAUGGUGCCUUUGACCUUUGUGUCACUUCAGUGUCAAAAGGAGGUUUUGAAAGGGAAGAAACUGCAACGUUUGCGCUGCUCUACAGAUUGAGGAAUAUACUAUUUGAGAGAAAUAGAAGAGUGAUGGAUGCCAUUUCUCGUUCACAGCUUUACUUAGAUGAUCUUUUUUCUGACUACUAUGACAAACCUCUCGGCAUGACUGAUAUUUCUCUCAAAGAAGGGACUCAUAUCCGAGUUAACUUACUUAAUCACAACAUUCCAAAAGGACCUUGCAUACUCUGUGGAAUGGGGAACUUCAAAAGGGAGACGGUUUAUGGGUGCUUUCAGUGCUCCGUCGAUGGGCAGAAGUAUGUGAGACUUCAUGCAGUUCCUUGCUUUGACGUUUGGCACAAGAGGAUGAAAUAAAACAAAAAUAAUGAACGUACCUUGCUAGUGUUUUAGGUGCACCUGUGCCACACACCUUUCCAAAAUUUUCUAGGUUUGCUUUGAUGAAUUGUGGCAAAGUAAAGAGGGAGAGGAAGGAGAAAUUAACCUGUUUGGGCAUCAUUUUCUUCAUCGAUAAAAGGGAAGAUAAUAGUGUCUAUCCUAUAAAUUGCCAUAAAGGUUAAUAUUGUUUAUGUGAAAAAGGUUUAAAUAUUCAAAACAUAGCGAUUCCUUCCUGCCAGUUACUUUAGAAGUAUACUUGGGAAUUCAGUCUAUCAUCUUAACUUUACACAGCGAUUUUUCUCAAUAUCAAUUUUAGUUUUAAUUGGCUUUUAAGUCAACAUUUAAGAAUGACAAGAGGUUAAAUGUGGUGACUUUAUGGUGCCUUACCCACUGCCUUAGGUCUGGUAAAAUGAGAAAAAUGUGUUAAUAAUUUAAUGUAAUCCUAAAUAUUUAAUUGCGGUAUCAAAUUAAAAGCACACUGAGCUCA